AUGUCCUUCAUUAUCGAUCUCGUCGCCCGCCUCCCUCGGUCGGUGCAAGAAUGGAUCGUUGCUCCCACCUCAAUCCCAGAUGUGCACAACCACGCUUCAAAAGUCCAGCUGUCUCGACUCGGACACGUUUAUUUUGAACAUGCAAAUUUAAAAACAUUUGAAAAAUUCGCUGCCGAUUUCGGAUUGAUUGAAGAGAAACGGAUCGGAAAUACGAUUUAUUAUCGAGGAUACGGCAGAGACCCGUAUGUUUACGUUGCGUCACAGAGUGAAAACCGUCGUUCCAGGUUCCUCGGGGCAGCAUUUGUUGCGCGUGAUGAAGAAAAUUUCGAAAAAACGACUAGAAUCGAAAAUGCUAUCAUCAAGGACCUUAGCCACGCCCCUGGUGGAGGGCGUCUCGUUACGAUUCCCCGCCCCAAUGGGACUUUUAUGCAUGUCGUCCACGGUCAAAAGGAAAGAGAUAUAGAUGCAUCUCAAGAACCACCAUCAAAGAUAAUCGAGUCACAUGGACCAUUGAACGAACCGUUCAAGAAAGGCAGACUCGGCACAUUCCAACGCUUCAAACCGGCGCCUGCUCUUGUUCACAAACUAGGGCAUCUAGGAUACGUGUGCUGCGAGUUUGAAGAAGAACUUGACUUCUAUACUUCAAAUUUCAACUUUGUGCACUCAGAUAUACUGCGGCACGAUAAAUUUGAAUGGGUUGAUUUCAUGACUUUCAUGCACCUCGACUUGGGCGAGGAGUAUUCUGAUCACCAUUGCUUUUUCCUCGGUAGAGCGCCACCGGGAACGUCAAAGACGUAUCUUCACCAUGCUUCGUUCGAGGUCACAGACUUUGAUACCCAAUUAAUGGGUCAUCGGUGGCUGGAGGAACAGAAAUGGAAGCCUGUCUGGGGUGUUGGCAGGCACAUUCUAGGAAGUCAAAUAUUCGACUACUGGCUGGACUCGAGUGGAUUCAAGGUUGAGCAUUAUGCGGAUGGAGAUGUGGUCAACACUGAUUAUAAGAAUAUGCGCAGUGUAGGGGGGUCUCUGGCUAUAUGGGGACCAGAGAUUCCUAGUGACUUUGCAGCGAAUAAGGCUGGUUGA
Molecule: messenger RNA, 1080 nt
Organism: Talaromyces rugulosus
Lineage: Eukaryota; Fungi; Ascomycota; Eurotiomycetes; Eurotiales; Trichocomaceae
Exons: 1
Coding region: 1-1080 (359 amino acids)
Biological process (GO): L-methylmalonyl-CoA metabolic process
Cellular component (GO): mitochondrion
Molecular function (GO): methylmalonyl-CoA epimerase activity
Source: RefSeq, a predicted model, not a curated record